AUGGAGGCCGCCGCAGAGGCGCUGCAGCUAGAGGCAGCUGACGCCCCAAAGCUUGAGCGGGUCCGGGUGGCUGUGCGCGCCACACAGGCUGAGGUGUAUAGGGACCUCGCGUCGGACAUUGUUGAAAGUGUCAUGGAGGGUUUUAAUGGCACAAUAUUUGCCUACGGGCAAACUGGAACUGGCAAAACCUACACAAUGUUUGGAGGCGAGGGAGAAGAAAAAGGAAUAACCCCGAGGGCCUUUUCAGCCAUUUUCAACAGCAUUCAAGAAGCCUCCGACAAGACGUUUCUGGUGCGCGCCUCUUUUCUUGAGCUCUACAACGAGGAGGCAACGGGGCUGCGCAACCGCAAGGUGGGGGCGACGCUGAUGAAUUCGGUGUCUAGUCGGUCCCACUCCAUUUUCACCCUUGCGGUUGAAAGCGAAGACGCUGAGGGCACCGCGUCUCUGGGGGGCAACACGCGAACAGCAAUGGUUGCUGCAGUUGUUGCUGCUGCAGCGCAGCAGGAAGAAACCCUCAGCACUUUGAGGUUUGGCAGCAGAGUUAAGAAAGUGGAAAAUAAACCUCGAAGAAAUAAAGGGUUUUGCGAAGCAGCAAUUACGCUGCUGCAGCAGCAAAUUGCGCAGCUGCGGCAGCAGCUGCAGCACGCAGAACAGGCUCGGCAGCUGGCGCUGCAGCGGUCGGCGGAAGCAGCAAAUGGAGAAGAAAUGAAAAAGAAAAUAAUUGAAGUUGAAGAAGAAAUGAAAAAGAAAAUAAUUAAAAACGAAGAAGAAUUAAAAAUGAAAAUAAUUAAAAAUGAAGAAGAAAUGAAAAGGAAAUUAAUUAAAAAUGAAGAAGAAUUCAAAAUCCAAAUUCAAAAUGCUAGAGAAGAAGAAAGGAAAAAAGGAGAAGCCAAAAGCCUCGAAAUGCAAAACCACCUUCGCCAGGAAUUCGAACAGCAAAAACACGAAAUAGAAAAGGCAAGGAGGAAGGCAGAAGAGGAGUUGAAGGCCAAAGAGCUGGAGGCGCAGCAGUUCGAGCAGCACCGGGCCGAAUUAGCUGCGCAGCUGCAAGCCAUGGAGACGCAGCUGCUGCGGGGCAAAGCCGAAGUGAAGAGGGCGCAGCAGCAGCAGCAGGAGCUGAAGCGGACUCAGCUGAAGCUGGAAGAACAAAUGAAAAUGGAGGAGCAGCUCCGGCUGGAGCGCGACAAGGGUUUGGAAACUUGUUUGUUUUUGGAAACUCUCGUGAGCGACAGAGCAGCUCAGCUGAAGAGUUUGUCAAAUGAAUUUGAACUUUUAAAUGAAAAGUUUAAUUUGAAAGAAAAUGGGUUUUCCAAAUUGCAAAACAAAUACCAAAAAGACACUCAAACCCUUCUCCAGCAAGUCCACCAGCUCCAAGUCCAACUCCGCCUCGAACAAACCAUCAAUCGAGGGUUUGUGCCCCCCGAAGAAGACGCGAGGAUCCGCUCUUUGGCGGUUUGGAAUGAAGUAAAAAAAGAAUGGGAAAUUCCCAACGCGCAUUUGGCGGGCAACGAGGUCAUGAAGGCUGAGUCUGUUCGAGAUCCUCCUUCUGCACUCCCCCGCGAUGGCUACGCAACUUCAGAUCAGGGAAUACCCAGGCUUGCCGAACAGCCCUGA
Eimeria tenella is the source of this 1614-nucleotide messenger RNA. RefSeq names its product kinesin motor domain-containing protein, putative. Gene Ontology annotation, molecular function: ATP binding; microtubule motor activity; microtubule binding. Gene Ontology annotation, biological process: microtubule-based movement. The coding region runs from base 1 to 1614 and encodes 537 amino acids. The record is from RefSeq and is a predicted model, not a curated record. Lineage: Eukaryota; Apicomplexa; Conoidasida; Eucoccidiorida; Eimeriidae. The transcript has 13 exons.